Cucurbita maxima (winter squash) is the source of this 4449-nucleotide messenger RNA. RefSeq names its product coatomer subunit alpha-1-like. The transcript is spliced from 4 exons. NCBI's taxonomy places the organism in Eukaryota, Viridiplantae, Streptophyta, Magnoliopsida, Cucurbitales, Cucurbitaceae. Gene Ontology annotation, molecular function: structural molecule activity; protein binding. The record is from RefSeq and is a predicted model, not a curated record. The coding region runs from base 310 to 3969 and encodes 1219 amino acids. Gene Ontology annotation, biological process: retrograde vesicle-mediated transport, Golgi to endoplasmic reticulum; endoplasmic reticulum to Golgi vesicle-mediated transport; intracellular protein transport. Gene Ontology annotation, cellular component: COPI vesicle coat.
UACAUCUCUCUCUUCUUCUUUGUUUCAUCUUUCUUAAAAUAUUAGGAGGGUUGACACUCGAGGGCCAGAUCCGGGGGAAGACUGCGAGCCUCCUUCAUUGUCAGUUUUUUUGUUUCUUUUCUUCUUUUCUGAUUCACGAAUCAUCAUCUUACGCUCUCCCAAUCUUUCCAUUUCCCAAUUCGUUUGAUCCUUUCUUUUCAUUUUUACGCCUUCUUUUCUUGUGCUGGAGUGCUGAUUGUUGAUGCAAUUCUGGGAUUUUGUUGAUUUCUUGCAUUCUGAUCGGAUCUGAGAAUCCUUUGGGUGAAGAAGAUGUUGACGAAGUUUGAAACGAAGAGUAAUAGAAUCAAAGGGUUGAGUUUCCACAGUAAGAGGCCAUGGAUCCUUGCAAGUCUUCACAGCGGAGUGAUCCAGUUAUGGGAUUACCGGAUGGGCACGCUUAUUGAUAGAUUUGAUGAGCAUGAGGGGCCUGUUCGCGGUGUUCACUUUCACAAAUCUCAGCCUCUUUUUGUGUCCGGAGGGGAUGAUUAUAAGAUUAAAGUGUGGAACUAUAAGACUCAUAGAUGCUUAUUUACUCUUCUUGGACACCUUGAUUAUAUACGUACUGUGCAAUUUCACCAUGAGUAUCCAUGGAUUGUAAGUGCUAGUGAUGAUCAGACUAUUCGUAUAUGGAACUGGCAGUCUCGUACUUGUAUCUCUGUGUUGACGGGCCACAAUCACUAUGUAAUGUGUGCUUCAUUCCACCCUAAGGAAGAUCUUGUUGUGUCCGCUUCCCUAGAUCAGACUGUUCGUGUUUGGGACAUUGGUGCCUUGAGGAAGAAGACUGUAUCUCCAGCAGAUGACGUCUUGCGGUUAAGUCAAAUGAAUGCUGAUCUAUUUGGUGGAGUUGAUGCUGUUGUUAAAUAUGUCUUGGAAGGUCAUGAUCGAGGGGUUAAUUGGGCGGCAUUCCAUCCUACCCUGCCAUUGAUUGUGUCUGGAGCUGAUGAUCGACAGGUGAAAUUGUGGCGAAUGAAUGACACAAAAGCAUGGGAAGUGGACACACUAAGGGGGCACAUGAAUAAUGUUUCAUGUGUGAUGUUCCAUCCCAAACAAGAUAUAAUUGUUUCCAAUUCAGAGGACAAAAGCAUUCGUAUUUGGGAUGCUACAAAACGAACUGGACUUCAGACAUUUCGUCGAGAGCACGAUAGAUUUUGGAUUCUCGCUGCUCAUCCUGAGAUGAAUCUAUUGGCAGCUGGGCAUGACAGUGGCAUGAUUGUCUUUAAGCUGGAGAGAGAAAGACCAGCCUUUGCUAUUAGUGGUGAUUCUUUAUUUUAUGUGAAGGAUCGCUUUUUACGCUGCUAUGAGUUCUCCUCUAAAAAAGAUUCACAGGUCAUUCCGAUUCGAAGGCCUGGUUCGACUAGCUUGAAUCAGAGCCCAAGGACCCUUUCAUUUAGCCCUACAGAAAACACAGUUCUUAUUUGCUCAGAUCUGGAUGGGGGAUGUUAUGAAUUUUACACCAUACCUAAGGAUAGCUUUGGUAGAAGUGAUAGCUUCCAAGAUGCAAAGAGAGGACUUGGAGGAUCAGCAGUGUUCGUGGCUCGGAAUAGGUUUUCUGUGCUAGAUAAAAGUCACAACCAAGUCUUGUUAAAAAAUCUUAAGAAUGAGGUUGUUAAGAAGGUCCCCAUUCCCAUUACUGCAGAUGCAAUAUUUUAUGCCGGAACUGGUAAUUUAUUGUGUAGAGCAGAGGAUAGAGUUGUUAUAUAUGACCUUCAACAGAGAAUUAUUCUUGGUGAUCUUCAAACCCCUUUUGUUAAGUACGUUGUUUGGUCAAAUGACAUGGAGAGUGUUGCAUUGCUUAGCAAACAUGCAAUUAUUAUUGCCAACAAGAAGCUUGUUCACCAGUGCACGCUUCAUGAGACAAUUCGAGUAAAGAGUGGAGCAUGGGAUGAUAAUGGAAUUUUUAUUUACACUACCCUAAACCACAUUAAGUAUUGUCUCCCCAAUGGAGAUAGUGGUAUAAUCAAAACCCUCGAUGUUCCAAUAUAUAUUACAAAGGUUUCUGGCAACACACUCUUUUGCUUGGAUAGGGAUGGAACGGUUCGAUCGUUUGUUAUUGAUGCAACAGAAUACAUAUUCAAACUCUCUCUCUUGAAGAAGAGAUUUGACCAUGUCAUGAGCAUGAUAAGGAACUCACAGCUCUGUGGGCAAGCAAUGAUUGCAUAUUUGCAACAAAAGGGGUUUCCUGAAGUUGCUCUUCACUUUGUGAAGGACGAGAGAACCAGGUUCAAUUUGGCUCUUGAGAGUGGAAACAUUCAGAUUGCAGUUGCAUCUGCUACAGCAAUUGAUGAGAAAGAUCAUUGGUAUAGGCUGGGUGUGGAGGCUCUUCGCCAAGGCAAUGCAGGCAUUGUGGAAUAUACCUACCAGAAGACAAAAAAUUUUGAUAGGUUAUCGUUCCUUUAUCUCAUAACUGGUAACACGGCAAAACUGUCCAAGAUGUUAAAGAUUGCUGAAGUUAAGAAUGAUGUCAUGGGUCAAUUUCACAAUGCUCUUUAUCUUGGUGAUGUUCGUGAGCGCAUAAAGAUCUUGGAGAAUGUUGGCCACUUACCUCUUGCAUAUAUCACAGCAUCAACCCAUGGUUUACAUGAUGUAGCUGAAAGGCUAGCUGCUGAAUUGGGAGAUGACAUUCCAUCUUUACCAGAAGGCAAGACUGCAUCCCUCCUCUUACCUCCUACUCCAGUCAUGUGCAGUGGUGAUUGGCCACUUCUGAGAGUCAUGAAAGGAAUAUUUGAAGGUGGGCUGGAUAAUGUGGGUGGAGGCCGUGCUGACGAAGAUGAUUAUGAGGUUGCAGAUGGUGAUUGGGGUGAGGAGCUGGAAGUGGUUGAUGUAGAUGGCUUACAGAAUGGGGAUGUCUCAGCAAUUUUGGAGGAUGGGGAAGGUGCAGAAGAAAAUGAGGAAGAAGGGGGAUGGGACCUAGAAGAUUUGGAGCUCCCACCUGAAGCUGACACUCCAAAAGUAUCAGUCAGUUCUCGCAAUUCAGUUUUUGUGGCCCCAACUCCUGGCCUGCCUGCCAACCAAAUUUGGAUACAGAGGUCGUCUCUCGCUGCAGAACAUGCUGCAGCGGGUAAUUUUGAUACUGCAAUGCGGUUGCUUAACAGGCAACUAGGAAUUAAAAACUUUGCUCCUUUGAGACCCAUAUUUCUGGAUCUUCAUGCUGGGAGUCAAACCUAUCUUCGUGCCUCAUCAUCUGCUCCCAUAAUAUCAUUAGCAGUUGAACGAGGAUUCAGUGAAUCUAGUAAUGCGAAUACAAAAGGAUCCCCUGCACUUAUUUACAGUUUCACUCAGUUGGAGGAGAAGCUUAAAGCUGGUUACAAGGCCACAACAUCAGGAAAGUUUGCUGAAGCUCUUCGUCUUUUUCUUACUAUUCUUCAUACCAUCCCUCUGAUCGUUGUCGAGUCUAGGAGGGAAGUCGAUGAGGUGAAGGAGUUGAUUAUUAUCGUCAAAGAGUAUGUUUUGGGUUUGCAAAUGGAACUGAAGAGAAGGGAACUCAAGGACAAUCCAGUACGUCAGAUGGAGCUUGCAGCCUAUUUUACGCACUGCAACCUUCAAUUGCCACAUUUGAGGCUUGCUCUAUUAAAUGCCAUGACUGUCUGUUACAAGGCUAAGAAUCUUGCCAGUGCUGCGAACUUCGCACGCAGACUUCUUGAGACUAACCCCUCAAUUGAGAAUCAAGCUAAGACAGCCAGGCAAGUGCUACAGGCUGCAGAGAGGAAUAUGACAGAUGCCUCCCAACUGAAUUAUGACUUUAGAAACCCUUUUGUGACCUGUGGAGCGACUUAUGUGCCAAUCUAUCGAGGACAAAAGGAUGUCGCUUGCCCAUACUGUAGUUCCAGGUUUGUGCCAGGUCAGGAAGGACAAAUUUGUACUGUUUGUGAUCUUGCUGUUAUUGGAGCUGAUGCGUCUGGUUUACUUUGUUCUCCCACCCAAAAUCGAUGAUCGGACCCGGGAAUUAUAUCUUUUUCCAAUGACCUCACUUGUCUUUCUGACAACAGGAGAUUUGUUGUCGAGUAUUACAUCUACUUGUGGAAGGUAAAAGAAAGUGAUGGAUUAAAACAGCUAGCUAAGCUACCUUGAAAAAAAAUUCGGUUGUCUGCUACUUAAGAGGGUUUUAUAUGAAUUGAUUGUUAUACAGGGAUGACACGACAUCUUUCAUGUUAAUGCUUGCAGGACCCUUACUCCAAUUUUCAUUGUGUAAUGCGGCGAGAGCUUCUUGCUUGGUAAAAGAUGAACAUUUUUGUGAGCUUCCAUUUGCUUAUUUGUUCUCUUGCAUCCAUCUUCUUCUCUUCUAGAACUCUUAUGACUUUUAGCCAUGCAUUUGAACAUGAGUUGGGAGCUUUGAUUAUAGUCCUUGAUUUGUUGUAUAAUGCGGCUAGAGCUUCUUGCUUGGUAAAAGAUGAACAUUUUUUUGAGCUUCAA